CCUGAUGAUUCUACUACUGCAGAAAAUAUAACUACUGAACAAAGCAUUACUACUGUAACUCCAGAGGAUAUCACUACUAUAACAACAUUUCCUAACAAUACCACUUCAUCUAAUACUUCUAAUUUGAUACCACAACACAAGAUACAGUUCCAACCACUGACCCGGAAACACCAGAUUAUCCAGAAACUCCUCCCACUAGUGCCAGUCCUGUUCUUACAACCACAGAUUUUACCAGGCCUGAUACGACUGUUAGUCAGAUAACUGAUACUACCUCCAACCCCAUGACUGAUCAAAUGAAUACUACUCACUAUUCUCCUAUUACUACUAUUACAAGUGAUACUAAUACAACUACUCCUUACACAAACACUACUGCUACUUUCUACCCAACUACUGGUGCAAAUAUUACUACUUACAGUACUCCUACUACAAUUGAUACUAAUGCUACGAGCCCAUACACUAACAGUACUUUACCUCCUAAUCCUACAACAAUUCCUUCAGCAAACACCACUCAUUAUAAUUCAACUACUAUGCCUAUUACUACUGCUAAUACUACUACCACCACUAUAUCCCCAACUACGGUUACUCCUCCUACCACCACUGCUCUGAUAUGUGAUAACGGAGGGAAACCAGAGAACGGUGUCUGCAUCUGUCCUGAUGAAUGGACUGGAGUAACAUGCUCAGAAGAGAACUUCUGCAAAGAGCAGCAGCUAGGAGGCUUCAGGUUCCCUCGUACACCCAUCGGCUGGUUUGCGUAUUCUGAGGAAAAAUGUGAAGAAGGAACGAGUGGUGCUGGUAAAUCUAACCUUAUAAGUCCAGCUGAUUUAGAGACACUGGCGACCAGCACUCAGAUUCUGACAUCCAAAGCAGAAGAGCUGACGGCUGAAAAUGUUACAGCAGCGGUUGAGAUACUCAACACACUGCUGCUGUCUGCAAACGCCACAGAGAGUGUCAGAGUGUCAGCAGUAGCAACAGUCAGUCAGCUGCUGAAUGCCACUGUACCAGAUGAUACCAAGGAAAACAACGCAACUCUGGGGUAA
Oreochromis niloticus (Nile tilapia) is the source of this 1037-nucleotide messenger RNA. Its product is annotated as adhesion G-protein coupled receptor G7-like. The record is from RefSeq and is a predicted model, not a curated record. The coding region runs from base 282 to 1037 and encodes 251 amino acids. Lineage: Eukaryota; Metazoa; Chordata; Actinopteri; Cichliformes; Cichlidae. The transcript has 5 exons.